UUGGUUUGGACAACAGAAAUCUAUGGUUUGAAGAUCAGCAGUUUGACAAAAAAUGGCCAAAGAAGUUAAGCAACGAGAUACAUCUACAACUGGGACUCUGUCUUUGUCUCUCUCAAUUAACCCCACACCUCUCUCUCCUCUCUUUCUUAGUGUUUCAUGUUUAUUUUUCUCUCUCCCGAGUUCACUCAGUGUCUCUGUCGAUGGACAAGCAGCAGCAGAAUCAUUAUCGUCAUCAGCUGUCUUUGGUAAAAAAUUCCAGGCAGCGUUGCAAUGAAUGGAUUUUCCGGGAUGUUAAAAGUGAUAUCACAAUAGAAGUAAAUGGAGGGAGUUUUUCUCUACACAAGUUUCCUCUUGUCUCUCGGAGUGGACGGAUCAGGAAGUUAGUUGCGGAACAUAAGGAAUCUGAUUUCUCGAGGGUGGAGCUUCUGAAUUUACCUGGUGGUGCUGAGACAUUCGAGUUGGCAGCUAAGUUCUGUUAUGGAAUUAACUUUGCAAUUACAUCUUCAAAUGUGGCUCAGCUCUGUUGUGUCUCCGAGUACCUUGAAAUGACCGAGGAGUUUUCGAAUGAUAAUCUCAGCUCGCGAGCCGAAGAGUAUCUCGAGAGUAUCGUUUGCAAGAACCUGGAGAUGUGUGUUGAAGUGUUACAACAAUGUGAACUCCUACUCCCUCUUGCGGAUGAGCUGAGAAUAGUUAGCCGUUGCAUUGAUGCCAUAGCUUCAAAGGCUUGCGCAGAGCAAAUAGCAUCGAGCUUCUCGCGCUUAGAAUACAGUAGUUCAGGGAGACUUCAUAUGAACAGGAAGGCCAAAUGUGAGGAAGACUGGUGGAUAGAAGAUCUUUCUGUUAUUAGGAUUGAUUUGUAUCAAAGAGUCAUGACAGCCAUGAAAUGUCACGGUGUCCGUCCGGAGAGUAUCGGUGCAUCGCUCAUAAACUAUGCACAGAAGGAGCUGACCAAGAAAUCCAGUUUGUGGAAUCCAUCCGGACAGACAAAAGUUGAUUUCCUUUCGACCGAGCACGAAUGUCUGGUGGUUGAGACGAUCAUUAGCCUUUUACCUGUCGAGAAACUUGCUGUUCCUAUUAGUUUCCUUUUCAGACUUCUUAGAAGUGCAGUGAUGCUUGAUUGUAGUAUUGCUUGUAGGCUUGAUCUAGAGCGGAGGAUUGGUUCCCAGUUGGAUAUUGCAACUCUUGAUGACCUUCUGAUCCCGUCUUUUCGGCAUGCGAAUGACACCUUAUUCGAUGUUGAUACAGUACAAAGAAUACUGGUAAAUUUUUCUCAGCAAGAUGAUAGUGAAGAUGAUAUGGAUGAUGCAUCUGUUUUCAAAUCGGAUAGUCAUCAUUCACCGUCUCAAAGUGCAUUAUUUAAAGUUUCGAAGCUAGUGGAUAAUUAUCUUGCAGAAAUUGCUCCUGAUGCAAACCUCAAGCUUGCCAAGCUCAUGGCCAUUGCAGGGACUUUACCUACACACGCCCGUACGAUCCACGAUGGGCUAUAUCGAGCCAUUGAUAUUUACCUGAAGGCUCAUCAAGGUUUACCAGAUGCAGACAAGAAGAAGCUCAGCAAACUGAUUGAUUUCCAAAAGCUUUCACAAGAAGCCGGUGCACAUGCUGCACAAAACGAACGACUUCCCCUCCAAUCUAUAGUCCAAGUUCUUUAUUUCGAGCAAUUAAGGCUGCGAAACGCUUUGAGCUGCUCUUAUGCCGACGAUGACCACAAGCCAGUGCAUCACCAAUCCUGGCGGAUCAGCAGUGGUGCACUCGGUGCAGCAAUGUCUCCGAAAGACAACUAUGCAUCUUUAAGGCGAGAAAACCGGGAACUAAAACUCGAACUUGCUCGGAUGCGGAUGAGAUUAAAUGAUCUAGAUAAAGAACAUGUUUGUAUGAAGAGAGAUAUGUCGAAGUCUAGUUCUCGUAAGUUUAUGAGUUCCUUCUCAAAGAAAAUUGGUAAACUGAGCUUCUUUGGACAUAGCUCUUCGAGAGGAUCAAGUUCACCCUCGAGGCAAUCCUACAGAACGGAUUCGAAGGUGAUUGAGAGGACAUGUGCAAGCACCGAUUAGGCAAUUUAAAAUGGCAUGCCUGUAUCUGUUAAGGCCAUGAUUUUGGUAACCUUUUAUGUCAAUGUUUUUUUCACUUUUCUCUUCUUUUGGCCACAUUGUAUAUGAGUUGUGAUGUUUGAGUUACCUCUAUGAGUUUUCAGCAGCUUUUUUAUUUUUUGUGUAA
Hibiscus syriacus is the source of this 2211-nucleotide messenger RNA. RefSeq names its product BTB/POZ domain-containing protein At5g48800-like. The record is from RefSeq and is a predicted model, not a curated record. The transcript is spliced from 4 exons. Bases 201 to 2048 code for a protein of 615 amino acids. Gene Ontology annotation, molecular function: protein binding. NCBI's taxonomy places the organism in Eukaryota, Viridiplantae, Streptophyta, Magnoliopsida, Malvales, Malvaceae.